GUCCUAGGUAGGGUUUUUAGGGUUUAAGAAGAGCUUGCAUUCGUUUUUAUACUCUCCUUUUAACCAGUCAGCUCACUAUUUGGUUCUCGGAUUUCCUUGCAAAUACUUCUCAUUUCACAAUGUGGGCUCUUCGUCGUACUUCUAUUCCUCUCAGGAGCCGAGGGUUUAGCAUAGGAACUUCUCAUGUUUCUUGUGUGAAAGUAGAAAUGCCAAGUACUUGUAUAGAGGAUGUCAAGACUGGUUCCCUUGAGUCUCCUCGAGAGCCAUAUGAUAGAUUUCAACCUCUGAAAAGAUUUUGCCACCCAACAUAUGAUUCUUUAAAGUUCUUUGUUGGUAGACACAGUUUUUCUUCGCAAGCUGGUGCAAAAAGUAGCGGAGAGGAUGACUUAGAAGAUGGUUUCUCUGAACUUGAGACGCAUUCUAGUGCCGAGGUAAAUCAAGACGUAGAGGAUGAAAGUGAUGAUGAAUUAACUUCCGAACCAGAACUUGCUGAUGAUGAUGUUGAAGAGGCUUCUCAAAUUGAGCUGGAGUUAUCAGACACUGAGACUGACCCAAGUGAGAAAAAGACACCUAGGAAAAGGACUCAAUCAGCACUGUUCAAAGCCAUCUUGGCUGCUUCAGGUUCAUCUUUUCAUAGCGCGCUUGAUAAGUGGGUUGAGCAAGGGAAUGAAUUGAGCCGGGCAGAGAUCUCACUGGCCAUGCUUAAUCUUCGUAGACGCCGGAUGUAUGGGAGGGCAUUGCAGCUUUCAGAGUGGCUGGAAACAAAUAAGCAUCUUGACUUUGCUGAGAGAGAUUAUGCUUCUCGCCUUGAUUUGAUUGCCAAGGUACGUGGCCUCCAGCAGGCAGAGAACUACAUUGGCAAGAUCCCAAAAUCCUUCAGAGGGGAGGUAAUCUACCGAACCCUGCUGGCAAACUGUUCCACUGCUAACAACACUAAGAAAGCCGAAGAGAUAUUCAAUAAAAUGAAGGACCUAAACUUCCCAAUUACAUCAUUUGCUUGCAACCAGUUGCUUCUACUCUACAAGAGGCUUGACAAGAAGAAAAUAGCCGAUGUAUUAUUAUUAAUGGAGAAAGAAAAUGUCAAGCCCACUCUGUUCACUUAUAAGGUCUUAAUAGACGCCAAAGGCCAGUCCAAUGACAUAACUGGUAUGGAUCAAAUUGUCGAGACAAUGAAGGCUGAAGGCUUAGAACCUGACAUUCAUACACAGUCCAUCUUAGCUAAGCAUUAUGUCUCAAGCGGACUUAAAGAAAAAGCUGAGGCAAUGUUAAAGGAGAUGGAAGGGGACAACUUAAAAAAUCGUUGGGUUUGCCAAGUGUUACUUCCUCUUUAUGCACAGCUGGGAAAGGCUGAUGAGGUGAGUAGAGUUUGGAAGGCAUGCGAGUCAAAUCCUCGUCUGGAGGAGUGCAUGGCUGCUAUUGAUGCAUUGGGAAGAUUGAACAAGAUUGAAGAAGCGGAGGCAGUUUUUGAAAGGGUGUUGAAAACAUGGAAUACAGUUACGUCGAAGCAUUACUCGGUGCUUCUCAGGGUGUAUGCAAAUCAUAAGAUGCUUGCCAAGGGCAAGGAUCUUAUCAAGCGAAUGGCGGAUAGUGGGUGUAGGAUUGGCCCAUUGACUUGGGAUGCACUUGUAAAGCUCUAUGUGCAGGCAGGGGAGGUGGAAAAGGCUGCUUCCAUCUUGCAGAAGGCAACCCAACAGAACGAGAUGAAGCCAAUGUUCAGCUCUUUCAUGGUUAUUAUGGAACAGUAUGCUAAGAGGGGUGAUAUCCAUAAUUCAGAAAAAAUGUUUCAUAGGAUGAGACAGGCUGGUUAUGUGUCUCGUAUGCGGCAGUUCCAAGCUCUAAUGCAGGCUUAUGUAAAUGCUAAGGUGCCAGCUUAUGGAUUUAGGGAGAGGAUGAAGGCAGAUAAUAUAUUCCCAAACAGAUCUUUGGCAGCCCAAUUGGCACAGGUUGAUGCGUUUAGGAAGACACCUGUGUCAGAUUUGCUUGAUUGAUGAACUUGUGACCUUGUUGUUCCUUUCAGGUCGCUCUAGCUACUGUAGUGUCAACUUUUUAUAUACUGUUGCAACAAUAUAAAUUUGUAGGUUGAUAAUUUUGGAUUAUUAUGUUCUUACUAUUAUAUUGUUGUGUUUGGAAA
This is a messenger RNA of Juglans microcarpa x Juglans regia, 2131 nucleotides long. Its product is annotated as pentatricopeptide repeat-containing protein At1g80270, mitochondrial-like. Lineage: Eukaryota; Viridiplantae; Streptophyta; Magnoliopsida; Fagales; Juglandaceae. The record is from RefSeq and is a predicted model, not a curated record. Gene Ontology annotation, molecular function: protein binding. The transcript is spliced from 3 exons. Gene Ontology annotation, cellular component: mitochondrion. The coding region runs from base 120 to 1988 and encodes 622 amino acids.